UGCGGCAAGGCGUUUACGCGGCCAUGCAAGCUAGAGGAGCACAGCCACAUGCAUACCGGCGCCCGCCCCUACGCCUGCCCCUUCCCGGGCUGCACCAAGACAUACAUGCGCGACACGCACCUGGCUGUCCACACCCGCACGCACUCACCGGCGCUCCGCCACAAGUACCAGUGCUCGCUCUGCCCCAAGGGCUUCGCGACCAACCAGCAUCUGAAGCGACACAUGCGAACCCACGAAACACCCAAGCCCUUCGCCUGCACCUCCUGCCCAAUGGCGUUUGCCAAGAAGAGCCAGCUUCAUGUCCACACAAGCAAGCAUACGGGCGAGCCGCCCUACAAGUGCAGCGAGUGUGGCCAUGGCUACAUGCACCCGUCGCAGCUGAAGCGGCACCGGAUGAAGCACUCGACACAAGACACGUAUCGGUGCGCGGUAGGUGCCUGUACGCAGACGUUUGUGACGUGGUCGGCGCUGCAGACACAUAUGAAGUCCCACAAGCCGGAGCCGAUUGCCUGCGCUGAGUGCCAUGAGGAGUUCAAGAAGCGGCACCAGCUGACAGCCCAUAUGCGUAAAUGCCAUGGCGAUACGUCGGUGCUGGUGUGUCCGUACGACGAGUGUGGGCGGCUCUAUAGCGACGCAAAGGGGCUGAACGCACAUGUAUCCGCUGUGCACUUGGGCCGCGCGCGCUUUGCCUGCACACACCCGGGAUGCAACAAAUCGUAUGUCUACAAGCACUCGCUACACAACCAUGUCGCCAAGGCGCAUGGCGACGGGCCGAAAGACGAGCUGAAAAAGACACCGCGCACGCCCGCCAGCCUGGUAGACGUGCUGACUGGCGCCGCAUACAGCAACCCCGAGAUCUCCGGGCGUACCUAUAUGUGCCCCAUUGCAGGGUGUCCAUUCCAGUUCAAGCGCCAGGCCGACCUCGCCAAGCACCUAGCGCACAUCCAC
Molecule: messenger RNA, 948 nt
Organism: Linderina pennispora
Lineage: Eukaryota; Fungi; Kickxellomycota; Kickxellomycetes; Kickxellales; Kickxellaceae
Exons: 1
Biological process (GO): regulation of DNA-templated transcription
Molecular function (GO): RNA polymerase II cis-regulatory region sequence-specific DNA binding; DNA-binding transcription factor activity, RNA polymerase II-specific
Source: RefSeq, a predicted model, not a curated record